AUGGCCAUUAAUGGUUUAAGUACUGUCUCUUUCGGUCCAAUGGAAACCAGAAUCUCUAGUGACACAGAGUCAUCCUCUUGUGGCCACAGAAGCAUCAAGAUCAAAAAGUCUAACUUUCCAGCAAAAGGCUCAGAAGCUGGUGAUGUUCAUAGGUUAGAGCUGGAUGCAUACCGAUGCAGCAUUGAGAGAUUGCACGCAUCAGGCCCUAACAUAACAUGGGAACAAGAGACGUGGAUCACAAAUCUCCGUCUUAGACUGAACAUCUCCAAUGAGGAACAUCUGAUGCAGAUAAGAAACCUCAUCUCUGAUGAUAACAGUACAGCAUACAGAUAG
This is a messenger RNA of Eruca vesicaria subsp. sativa (arugula), 333 nucleotides long. NCBI's taxonomy places the organism in Eukaryota, Viridiplantae, Streptophyta, Magnoliopsida, Brassicales, Brassicaceae. The record is from the annotation of a GenBank genome assembly.